AUGAUUUAAAAAAUUGAUCAAUUCUUGAUUGAAUUAUAAGAAGAGACAAGCAACGCUCUUAUUCUAUUUCGGAAAGGUGCUCAUUCAAAUUCUCAUUUUGAAUAAGCGGAAUGCUACACUAAGACCAUCAUUCUACUAAAUUCAUUGGGAAAGGUGAGCAAGAACAUAGAAAAAUUUAUUGAAAAAUGUUAGCAAUGUUUGGAUUUAUGCUAAUUGAAUCCUUAUCGAUUGAACGAUUGCAAGCCGGCACUCAACGAGUCUCUUGAACAAAUUCAUCACAUUGAUAAGUUAGAAGAGAAGGUGAGUUUUCUAAUUAAAAGAUGGAAUGUUUUGCUUGUAAAAGGGGGACUCAUUACCUAAUAUGUAAUGUUUAAGCCCAAAAUAUUUAAUUCAGAACCUGAGCAUAAAUAUAAGGCAGCUCUAUUCAAAAAUGCUGUUGCUGCAAUCGAUAAAGUGUGUCAUAUUUAUAUCUAUAGAUGACUGUGUUAUAUAGAUUUACACCUGAGGCAGAAAUAGCAUCGUUAUCUUUGGAGCUAAAGGAAUAGUUCAUGGUGGUAUACAAGGAUUACUUAAAGCAAAAAAGCAAGGCGAAUGAUGAUUUAUUGUACUGGCUCUAGAUGUUUUUUAAGAGUGCGUCUUCUUUAAAUGAAUUAAUAAUAGAAAGAAGCUCGAGGAU
This is a messenger RNA of Paramecium tetraurelia, 676 nucleotides long. RefSeq lists its product as uncharacterized. The transcript has 3 exons. The record is from RefSeq and is a predicted model, not a curated record. Lineage: Eukaryota; Ciliophora; Oligohymenophorea; Peniculida; Parameciidae.